AUGUGGAUUGAAUUGUCUGAUGGAAAAGAAAACGAUUGGGAUACAUCUUUUAAAAUAUGUCAAAGAGCUUUUCAAAAUGAUUCGUUCUAUAUGUAUACUCAUCCAGAUGCGGAAAUACGACGGAAAUUUUUAGCGGUGUACUACAAUGACACAUAUCUUGGACAUUUGAAAGAGGGUUAUGGAUUGUUAUCUUUACUUAAAGUGAAAGAAGGCAAUGAAAUAAAAAUAAUUGGUGCGAUAGCUGGUUCAUACAUUUCAGGAAAAGAACUCAGCAAAGAAGACGAUGAUCGCUUGUCUCAGAUCGAUAAGGAAAGUUGGGAAAGGUAUAAAAGGCACGCGGAAUGGGAGGAACAAUCAUACGAAAACGAAUUCGGAGAAUUGGGUGAAAAAUUAGGGGUUACUGUUAUUUAUGGAAUUUUUCACGCUAUUGCUGACGGAUAUAGAGGAAAAGGAAUAGGAUCAAAAUUUUUACUGAAAGCAAUGCAAAUGCAAAGUGAUGAAGUAAUGAGACGCGAAAAAUUAGCAGGAAUACCUAAUUCAAAAAUGCCUUUUUCCUACGCUAUUUCUGACCAUCCAAAAUCUAGAAACUUUUGUAAGAAGAUCGGCAUGAUUGAAUUGGCUCAAGUGAGAUCUUACCAACCAGCUGAUUUGUGCAAAGAGCUUUCGUAUAUGUGGAUUUUUGUUCUUCCAUCUUUGCCUUUAAGUUAUAUCAAUGCUGCCAAAAAAAUUUUUGUUCUGCCAGCAAACCUGUGA
Styela clava is the source of this 753-nucleotide messenger RNA. The record is from RefSeq and is a predicted model, not a curated record. NCBI's taxonomy places the organism in Eukaryota, Metazoa, Chordata, Ascidiacea, Stolidobranchia, Styelidae.